Molecule: messenger RNA, 1368 nt
Organism: Suillus bovinus
Lineage: Eukaryota; Fungi; Basidiomycota; Agaricomycetes; Boletales; Suillaceae
Exons: 4
Coding region: 104-1135 (343 amino acids)
Source: RefSeq, a predicted model, not a curated record
UUGCGAAAUCCUUUUGAACUUUGUUCUGUACUGAUUCUCAGCUGUACUGCUAUUAAAACCUGGACGGUUUUCCCCAACGAAAAUUCUAACGCCUUUGGUUACGAUGCAAUUCACUACUCUUGUCGCAUUCGCCCUUGCCACUACUGCCUCUGUGCACGGUGCUCCAGUCCAUAAGCGCAUUGCCCAGGUCAUCGCUGACUCGACUACCAAGUGGGAGGCAGCAUGCGAUGCUGCUGGUGGAGGUGCCCAAUGCAACGAAGUUGCUGUUGCGUCAUUCGGCACUCUCCUCGCUGCUCCAGGUCCAUGCGCGCAGCAGGAUGCCGCUGACAACAUGAUUGACCUCGCAAAGACUCUCAGUAACAACGCAGACAUGAUUAAAUUUGCUCAGAUCUUCGCCCAACAGCCCCGGAACUCUCCUACAUCACAGAGCGUGCCCUACUGUCAAUCGGCCCCGCGUAAUGCUGAGCUCAAUGGGCUCUUCCAGUGUCAGUUCCAGGGUGAUAAUCCAACGACCUUUGUCGGUGGCACAGCCGUUGGCGGUAGCGGGACUAUUCCUUUCGGUAUGAGUGCAGCUGUCAACCCGGCUGGUUCUUGCCCCGCAAAUCCCUCCGGUCCCAUCGCUGAUGGCACACAACUCGUGGAUCUCACCCAGAACCCUGGUGUCGGUGGCACAGCUGCCUCCAAUGCCACCACUGGUGGAAGUAACAGCACCUCAACAGUGGACACACCUUCGUCUGGUUCUUCGGAUUCUGACUGCGGCGAAGAUUCAACCGAAUCCACGCCUACUCCUUCGCCCACUGCGGCAGCUUCUAGCGCUGUAUCCGGGUCUGCAAUGCCUUCAAGCACUAGUGGAAACUUUAAGCUCACCAACGGCCAGGACGCUCAGAAGCUCAACGCGCAGUUUGCUACGCUAACGGCUACCUCUCUCUGCACUGGGGGUACCAAUGCAUGCAUCAACGGCGCCUUUGCGCAGUGCGUAGGGGGCUCGUACGUGACUCAAUCCUGUGGGUCAGGUCUCAUUUGCGCUGCACUUCCUCUCGUCAACUCUGCUGGAACGUCGAUCACCUGCACGACGAAUGCUGAUGCUCUGGCUCGUAUUGCUGCCACUGGCGCGCAGGGUGGCCUCACUGGAUGAGGUUGUUAUUGAAUACUGGCAUAAAGUCAUCGAUCAAGUCGCUAGCCGACAUUGAUAUAAUUUUUUCUUCGCCGAGUUUUGGAUUAUACAGUAUACAAACUGCUAUUAUGUAGCAUCAUACUAACAACCUUUGUAUCAGUAUUGGUAACACCAGUUUGUAUAAAUUCGUUAUCUGAUAAGUGUAUGAUCAAUGUUAGUCCCCUCUAGCCAGAACGAAGUCAGUUGUUCCAUAU